GCCCCUCUCUCUCUCUCUCUGUUUCUACCAAUAUAAAUGGCCGUGGUCUUCCCUCCGAAAGAGAAGCGGAAGCAGAAGCAGAAGCAGAAGCAGAGGAAGAGAGAAAGUGGGUGCCAAAACAUGGAGGAGAUGGACCCAGAGUACAACUUCUACUGGGAGACGAAGCGCUUCUUCGAGAACGAAGAGCUCGACAGCAUGUGGGGAUUGGAAGAGGCAAUGUCGAGCUACUACGAUUCCAGCUCGCCUGAGGGAAGCGGGAGCGGUAAUAGCGGCGGCGGAGGCGGCGGCGCCUCCUCCUCUACCGCGGCAGCCCUGAAGAGCAUCGAGAUGGAGAGGAACCGCCGGAGGAAGCUCAACGAGCGUCUCUACGCCCUCCGCAGUGUCGUCCCUAACAUUUCUAAGAUGGACAAGGCGUCGAUAAUCAAGGACGCGAUCGACUACAUUCAAGAACUGCAAGAGCAAGAGCGAAGGUUGCUCGAAGAUCUAUCGCAUCUCCAGGCGACGGCCGACAAGAAAGAAUCGGCCGCCGGCGGUGCUGACGACUUUGGCCUUUCGCGAGGGAGGAAGAAGAUGAAGAGUACAGCGCCAACCUCGCCGCCCGUCGAAAUCGUCGAUCUCGGAGUUGCUGAGGUUGGGGAUAAGAUAAUGGUGGUGAGCAUCACAUGUCAAAAGAGGAAGGACACCGUGGCGAAAGUGUGCGAGGCUUUGGAGUCCCUCGACCUCAAGAUUAUUACGGCGAACAUCACCUCCGUU
Molecule: messenger RNA, 753 nt
Organism: Ananas comosus (pineapple)
Lineage: Eukaryota; Viridiplantae; Streptophyta; Magnoliopsida; Poales; Bromeliaceae
Product: transcription factor bHLH35-like
Exons: 4
Biological process (GO): regulation of DNA-templated transcription
Cellular component (GO): nucleus
Molecular function (GO): sequence-specific DNA binding; DNA-binding transcription factor activity; protein dimerization activity
Source: RefSeq, a predicted model, not a curated record